Lobosporangium transversale is the source of this 501-nucleotide messenger RNA. RefSeq lists its product as hypothetical. NCBI's taxonomy places the organism in Eukaryota, Fungi, Mortierellomycota, Mortierellomycetes, Mortierellales, Mortierellaceae. The coding region runs from base 1 to 501 and encodes 166 amino acids. The transcript has 2 exons. The record is from RefSeq and is a predicted model, not a curated record.
AUGGUCAGGGCUAUGCAGUAUGAGCACCCAACUAGGAUUCCUGAUAUCGGGACUAUCAACGGCAACCUAAAUAGAGAAUUGAAUGAUAAUCCUCAACCGAGAUCUAAGAUCAAGACUUGCCUCCAAGAAGUUGUCCGCCAUGCUUCGGAGACCAAGCGCACUUGUCAGAGAGCUGUUGGUCACAAAAGUGUGCCCAGUAAUGAGGAUCCUAAACGAGCCGAGAAAGGUGGCGUUGCAGAAGAUGAUGAGAAUGAAAAGAAGUAUGCCAGUACGGCCUUCCUAUCAUCGCUUCUCGUGUGCAUUAACAACAAGAGGCCUCCAACUGGCAAUGCGAAGGAUCUUCAUGUGUUCAACUUUAUCCACAAGGCCAAGGACUUUUUGCCAUAUAUGUCGGGCACUGGUUCGAUCAAUAAAAGAAUAUGCUAUCCAGGGUCUACUAUUCUAAGAUCAACUGCCGCGCAGCUUAAGAUCGAGUUAAGGGGGUGCACAGGUGCUUUGUGA